AUUCUUCGUAGUCUUUUUUUUUCUUAACACAUGCUGGAGACUCGUCAAUCUUGAUUCCUGGGGCUGUGAAGCCGGUAUGCUGAUACUGUCUCGCGCGCGAUGACUUUAGUCAAUUCGAGCUCUCUCUCCCACCAUGAGGCCUGGCGCCUCUUCCUCUUGGUGGCAGUAUGCGUCGGCAUCCUGUCCAAUACAUUUCAAGGCGAAGGGGCACCCCUGAUCGCGUCAGUUGCCUUCAGUGGCAUUGCAUUUGCAGUGACAUUUAGUAUGAUCCGUUGGCUCGGGCCUACUUUCCUCAAAGCAGGGCUGAAGGGGAAGGAUAUGGCCAAACCGAAUAGGCCCGAAAUACCAGAGACCAUGGGAGCUGUUUGCUCCAUUGUAUAUCUCCUUGCGCUCAUCUUCUUCAUCCCUUUCGCAUUUUACAAAGAUAUCGUGGCAGCGACCUCCGGGGGAGGUAAUCGCGAUGUUGUUAUUGAAACCCAACACGUUGAGCAUGGUCGCAUGCUACAUCGGUUCCCUCAUGCAAAGCUUGCCUCCUACCUCUCCGGGUUGCUCUCUCUUCAAUGCAUUGUUAUUCUCGGGAUUGGCGAUGACUUGCUCGACAUUCGAUGGCGGCAUAAAGUUCUCAUCCCCGCCUUUGGUGCGAUCCCAAUGCUUAUCGUAUACUUCGUGGAUUUCGGGGUCACGCAAGUGGUUGUGCCCGUUCCUCUGCAGCCCUAUCUGGGACCGUUCAUUGAUCUCGGAUGGCUGUAUUACGUGUACAUGGCUGCUGUGGCCAUCUUUUGUCCCAACUCGAUCAACAUGUUGGCGGGGGUCAACGGAGUGGAGGUUGCGCAGUCGCUCGUGAUAGCAGUCUUGCUGAUUGCGAAUGACGCACUGUACCUUGCGCCGGUGACGCCUUACCCGCAUCCUGCGACUGACUCGCAUCUGUUCUCGCUGUACUUUCUCUUGCCAUUUCUCGGAGUAUCUUUGGCCCUUCUAUGCCACAACUGGUACCCCUCCAAGGUCUUUGUCGGGGAUACGUACUGCUAUUUUGCAGGAAUGGUCUUUGCUGUUGUCGGCAUUCUUGGCCACUUCAGCAAAACACUGCUCCUCCUGUUCAUCCCGCAGAUCUUUAACUUCGUAUAUUCCACCCCCCAGCUGUUCCAUCUGAUCCCAUGUCCACGCCAUCGCCUACCAAAAUUCAAUUCCGUGACCGGGCUGUUGGAUGCAUCCGUGACGGAAUGGGCGGUACCGCCUGCGCCACUGAUCGCCGCCGCAUUGGAACUCCUGCACAAGCUGCGCCUGGUUCGCGUCACCAGAAACGAGAACGGUCAAAUCGUGCAGUCCACGAAUCUCACUAUUCUCAACCUGUGGCUCGUUUGGAUGGGUCCGAUGAGGGAAGAUCGGCUCGCAUUGAGCAUGGUUGGUCUGCAGACUGUGUGCGGGCUAUUAGGGCUUUUUGUGCGACACCGUUUAGCUCUGCUUGUUUUCCGCGAGGACAACCGGGCGUUCAAUUAUGUAUAGAUGCCGCUGAGCUUCGACUCGUAUAGAUAGGUACCGGUUUCGAGCAUAGACUUAUUCAUAGC
Molecule: messenger RNA, 1565 nt
Organism: Aspergillus fijiensis CBS 313.89
Lineage: Eukaryota; Fungi; Ascomycota; Eurotiomycetes; Eurotiales; Aspergillaceae
Product: UDP-N-acetylglucosamine--dolichyl-phosphate N-acetylglucosaminephosphotransferase
Exons: 3
Coding region: 100-1503 (467 amino acids)
Biological process (GO): dolichol-linked oligosaccharide biosynthetic process; protein N-linked glycosylation
Cellular component (GO): membrane
Molecular function (GO): UDP-N-acetylglucosamine-dolichyl-phosphate N-acetylglucosaminephosphotransferase activity
Source: RefSeq, a predicted model, not a curated record